GCAACAACACCACCAACAAACAGCCACAAUGAAGGUUCUAGUCUCUGCCUUCCUUCUGUUGCUGCCAGCCAUGCUCACAGUCUCCAGCAGACCAGAUCCAGGGGUCGCCAAAAGCCAUGGGGACCAACGCCAGGUUUCUGGGAGGUGGCUCCAGGAAGGCGGCCAAGAGUGUGAAUGCAGAGAUUGGUUCCUGAGAGCCCCGAAGAGAAAAUCCACACCAGUGCUGGAAUCACCAAAGAAGCAGUGUCCCUGUGAUCAUGUCAAGGACAGCGAGAAAAAAAACAGACACCAAAAGCACCACCGGAAGCCAAAGAGGCCCUCCAGAACCUGCCAGCAAUUUCUCAAACGAUGUCAACUAGCAAGUUUCUCUCUGCCCUUAUAGUUCUGAUACUCUACUCUCUCAAGUGGACACUCUCAGUGGAAAAGAGGUGAUCAACCCUAGAGCGUGUUCUUGCUCUCCCCACCCCAUCCUCACCAACAGCAUCCCAGUGCUCUCAGAAGGCACUGCCCAGCAUAUUGGUUACUGUGCCCUCUACUGUCAUCUUCUCUCAUCACUAUUGAUUUCAGUAUGGGUUAAAUAAUUUAAAAAUGACAGAGCCUCCAUUCCUUUUGUUAUUCAGCUCCCAAACCUGUUCCCAGAAUCUUAUGUUGGUACUUUUAUUUCUUAGGUGAAAUAAGUUUCAUGUUCCUAUUGUGUAGACUGUUUUUUCAAACCAACACACCACAAAGACCUUCUGAAAAACCUGGUAUAUUUGACAGGCUUUCUGAAACUGGCCAAUCAAAAUGUCAAAAACUUUGACAAUAUGUUAGUGCUAAAUGUUAAUAGCAAAAAGUUCUGCUUUUGUUUAAGCUUUGCUUGCUUGCAGAAGUAAUGAAGGACCUAUAGAAGAUUCUCUCUGCUGCAGCUGAGGGCCACUUACAUUCUCCUACUCCUAAGGAGGGGGCUAUAAGUUAGGCCCAGCCAUGAAUAAA
This is a messenger RNA of Microtus oregoni (creeping vole), 972 nucleotides long. RefSeq names its product C-X-C motif chemokine ligand 17 (gene Cxcl17). Bases 29 to 382 code for a protein of 117 amino acids. The transcript is spliced from 4 exons. Gene Ontology annotation, biological process: positive regulation of monocyte chemotaxis; positive regulation of vascular endothelial growth factor production; negative regulation of inflammatory response. The record is from RefSeq and is a predicted model, not a curated record. NCBI's taxonomy places the organism in Eukaryota, Metazoa, Chordata, Mammalia, Rodentia, Cricetidae.